Molecule: messenger RNA, 1434 nt
Organism: Hypoxylon fragiforme
Lineage: Eukaryota; Fungi; Ascomycota; Sordariomycetes; Xylariales; Hypoxylaceae
Exons: 1
Coding region: 88-1434 (448 amino acids)
Source: RefSeq, a predicted model, not a curated record
UGUUCUUCUUCAUUGUCCAAUAUCAACUUCAUUCAACUUCAUCGAAUCAAACUUUUGAAAUUCUCAAUUUUCCAAAUUAAAUUGACCAUGUCUUCUACACAAUUUCAAUCACGCAACCAAGACGGUUCAAGUAUUAUGAAGGGCCACCAACAUCGAACCUCUCAGAGCGAGUCUACGCGGGCGUAUGACUCACUCCAAGAGCACUUAGGCGCCAACAUGGGCCGCAGCGCGACAUAUGACCCCCAGCCUGAGAAUAAUGGUACGGGGAUAGGAGGGGCAUUGAGUCGCUGGUUAGGAAAAUAUAGGGGUAAGUCGCCCAGCCCGGAGCGACCCAGUAUCAGCAAGCCCCAGAGAAUAGGAGCACCCCAGGCUCCCCUACGCUCUAACCGAGUAUCUCUCGAACCUACGCCUUCAUUAAUGCCAGGGUCUCGAAUAUUGCCUGAGUUGGAGAUCCCCAUGUCUGUGUCAAGCUUGCCAAGACUUACGAGCACUCGGAGGAGAAGCCUGGCGAGUAAGAAUGAUGCCCUUGGCUCGCACCCUGUCCGAUGGCUUGACAAUAUGGAAGGUAGAUUUCCUGCUCAAAAGAUCUUGCUGAGACCUGGGGAUGAGGGCCAUGGUCGUACAGUCGAUGCCCCCUCUAAAGCUGGUCGAUCCCGUCGAGUUGUCUUAGAUCCUGGAAUGGAAAUAAACCCCGAGGUCAUACAGUUGAAAGCAAUCAAAGCUGAACGGCGAAAGGGGCGACUUUUCUUACCUAGAGAGAUUCCCACGAACUUUUCCGAGUUUCCUGACCCUGAGGCCUGGCAUGUCGACACCGAUGACAGGGACCGAAUGUGGGAAGAUGCAGGCUUUGACGAUGUCGAGGAAUACGAGAUCCCUGAUGACGAGAUCCCUGGUUACGAGAUUCCUGGUAAUGAGAUUCCUGCCAGCGAUAUCCCAGAUAUAAUCGUCACGGCGCCAGAUGAUGAGCCCGCGCUGCAGAAUAACGACGCUUCCGAAGACCUCCUUGUUGUGGAUGAUUGUUAUAAGCACCUUUGGAACAAGCAGAGGAGGGAAAUACGCGAUUUGAAAUGUAGCCUACAAUUCUUAUUGCCCUUGGCGACUCUAGUCGCGGAAGCAGAAGAGAUCGAUCUGAACGAUAUCACGGCGUUAGAAACGGCGCUGAAGACAAUUAUUCAGGACCGUGACAGGCUGUUUGAUCUUUACCCCCUGGCGCAAGCCUUGGCCAAGGACCAGAAGCUGGACGAGAACGACUUCAAGGCCCUUCCCCAAGCCCUCAGGAACGUCUUAGCAGAUCGUGACAACGCUAAACGAGUGGCUCAUUACCAUAGGACGAUGAGACAGAGGCUCGAGGUAAGGGUCGCAGAGUUGGAGAUGAAGAAAGAGAAGGGGAGUGACGUUGAUAGUCAAGACGAGGAGGAGUAUAUGUGGUUGUGA